Solanum lycopersicum (tomato) is the source of this 2802-nucleotide messenger RNA. RefSeq lists its product as uncharacterized. The record is from RefSeq and is a predicted model, not a curated record. Gene Ontology annotation, molecular function: nucleosome binding. Gene Ontology annotation, biological process: transcription elongation by RNA polymerase II. Gene Ontology annotation, cellular component: FACT complex. Lineage: Eukaryota; Viridiplantae; Streptophyta; Magnoliopsida; Solanales; Solanaceae.
UCCGAAAUUUUAGCCUUAUUAUUUGUUAACUUCCAAGUUCCAAGUUGCAGCUUAUACAAAGACUCUCUAUAAUUUGAUGAUGUCAAUCUUCACACAAUUUCUAUAGAAGACCCAAAAACCUAUUCGGUCUCCUUCUUCGUCUUCUUCUUCUCCAACAAAACCAUAAAAACCCCAUCACCGUGCAAUUUUUUCCCAAUUCUGAAACAAUCAACAACAUGAAGAAAGAGCUUUUCGGGAAAAGGCUUACUGCCUUUUACAAUAGUUUGAUUUUCAACAAGAAAGAUUCAUGGGGGAACUCUGAUGCUGUUGUAAUCCAUUCACAGCAACAAGAAAAUCCGAAUUCUCUGUCAUCCCAGUUCUAUUUAUGGCUUAUGGGUGAAAAACAUGAUGAUACGACAGUAAUCUUUACUCCUAUUGGGAUAUUCUUUUUCUGUACACAGAAAAAUUAUUCCAAGAUUCGAUCUUUGAGUUGUUGUGCUACUGUGAUGAGUAAACAGCCUGUUUCUGUUCAAUUGAAGGCCAAAAACGAUGAGGGUUUUGCGUUCAUCGACUCCACGAUACGUCAAGCCAGGGUAAUUCGUAACAGCAAGGGGUUUACUGGUGUUUUUGAUGAUGAUUGUAAUUGGCCGUUUGUUGUGGGUUAUAUAGAAGGUGAGUACCCUAAGUCUAAGUUUUUUUGGAAUUGUAUGAAUGAUUUAGAACCCAAAAAGUAUAAAGUAAUUACUGUGGAUUCUGGUAUUAAUAAGAUGAUUCAUGCUGCUGAUAAACCAAUUUCUGGACGAGAAUUAGAAUUUUUGCAAUCACUAUUUACUACUUUCUGUCCUGAAGACGAGAAACAACUGUUUUUCCGGGGAAAUCAACCUGGUUUGUUGGUGAAGGAAAAGAACGAUCUUGAGUCUAAAUUUGGACGUGUAGGCUUGAGUGAAAAGCGGAGGAGCAAUUUGGGUUCUGAAUUUGACAAAACUAGACUCUUCUGCGGUGAUAAAUCAGUGAGCGGGGUGGAUGACCUCACUAAAAAUGAUUUAGAUUUUCUUGAGAUGCUGGGGAGUAUUGAACGGUUCUCUUUGCCUAGGGAAGAACGGGAUAAGUAUAAGGUAGCAAACAUGUCUCGUGAUCACAAGGCAGGAAAUAAAAAUGGUGAUCAGGUAUUUAAGUCGGGGUCAAGUAUUUUGGAUGGUAGAAAGGACAAGUUAAAGGAAAUAAGCAAACAUGUUGAUGAUGUGUUCAAGUUUGGGUCAUCUAAAUUGGAUGCUAAAGACUUCAAAUCAAAGACCUUUGGAGAAAGAAAGAAAGACGUCGAUCAGCUGUUUCAGUUUGGAGAGCAGUGUAAGAUUGGAGAGAAGCGAGGCAGGAACAAUCAGCCUCAAUUGGUAAUGGAGGAGAACAAAGGCACAAAAGAUGUCGAGCAACUUACAGAAAAAAUAACAGCCUUCUAUUCCAGCUGGAGGAAAUACAAAGAAGAGAAAUGGGGAAAAGCCGAUGUUUUGGUGAUUACUUCUCCAUCAGUGGCACCAGUUGAAGAUUGGUCUCGUAGCUUCUUAGUGUGGUUGCUGGAUGGUGAGUUUCUGGAUACCACAGCUGUUUUUACGGACACAGGAAUUGAAUUUCUUUGCACCAAGGAAAGUUUCUUCAGGCUUCGUACAAUUGGAAUUUGUAUGACAAAGAUUGCAAAGCUAACUGUUUCUGUCCAACUGAAGAAACGAGGAGAACAAUGUGUAGAUUGGUUAAAAAAGACUUUGAGGCAGGUAAAUACUGCGGCGAAGUCUAAACCUAACUGGUGCCCACUUGUUGUUGGCUGCAUUUUCGGGGAGUCUGGGGAGAUAGAGGUUCUUUCACGUUCCAGAAUGUUUGAAGUUGCAUAUGUAAACAAUGCUUUAACCGACCUGCUUGAACAGGGGAAUUUUGUAAAAGCAGAAAGGUUUGCAGCUCAACAGUCAACUUUACCUAAGCAAUUUCAGAUGCUGUCUUUGGGAACACGUGGCAGUGCAAAUACUGCAAAUGCUGUAUCAUUUUCUGAGUUAGCCAAAAUUAGGUCGAUGGAUGAUAAUUCUUAUUUGUCAGAAGAAUUACUCCGUGAUGCAAAAACUCCUACUGACGGUAGAGUAGAUAAUGGAGGACCAGUUGAGCAAACCAAACCUGAAGAAAACAAGGAGGACAAUUCAUCAAGAAAACUUGCAGAUAAGAUGAUGUUGCUUGAUAUAAAGGAGGGUGAUGUGGAAACCUCUAUCACAGAGGACAGUGCAGAAGAAAAUCCAUUGUGUAUGUUAUUUAAUGAUGAAAAUAGUCCCUUGCUGCAAGUGAAGGAGCGUGGAGAGCAAUCUGGACCAACUGCAGAAGGAGGAAUUGAUUACAGUGUCCAGCCAACUGGUGUUAUAGAUGCUGCAUCAGAAAGUUCUUUACCCGAUGAUAACAAUGGCAUCUCGAGGAAGGACUCUGUUGGUUCUGAUGAUGAUUGGACAUUAGUUGAGAUGGAGUGUCAAGGGAAAGAAACAGAAGUAGCCGAGAGAGUCAGCUGGGGAAGGUGGUUCAUGGGUAAAACUGGAAAAUCAUUUGGUUUUAAAGACGAGGUGACCGAUGAAGCACCAUCAAAGAGGACCAAGGCUGAUCCAUGAAUACGUAUCCGUUUGAUUAGCUGCUAGCCAGCAGUAGGUGGUGCACAAUAAUGCUCUUUAUUUUCUAGGUUAAUAAUUUCUGUUGCUUGUCUUAGAACUUGAUAGCUCAUCUUUAAAUAUGGUUCCGUCGUGUUGACUAUAUGUGCCUGCCUUCUUUAAUCUCAUGAUGUUUAUAUUUUGCUCACAACAA